Spodoptera frugiperda (fall armyworm) is the source of this 1763-nucleotide messenger RNA. Its product is annotated as acyl-coenzyme A diphosphatase FITM2-like. Gene Ontology annotation, cellular component: endoplasmic reticulum membrane. The record is from RefSeq and is a predicted model, not a curated record. Bases 262 to 1350 code for a protein of 362 amino acids. Gene Ontology annotation, biological process: lipid storage; phospholipid biosynthetic process; lipid droplet organization. The transcript has a single exon. Lineage: Eukaryota; Metazoa; Arthropoda; Insecta; Lepidoptera; Noctuidae.
GCUGUCAGACUGACUUUGGGUGAUGACUUUUACUUUUACUUUGACAAAGUACUUCUACGAGUUUAUUUUUUUUUGUUGUUUUAUUACAAUCUCUAUUGGAUAGACGGACAGUUUGUAAGAAGUUUCUAAAAAUAUAAUUCUAUGAAUAUAUUCGCCAAAGUAAUUAUUUGCUGGAUAUGAUUCAUCAUUUUAUUCUAUACUUUAAGAAAUAAGUAUAAGUAACGCGCAACUAAACAACGUGCAAAUGAAAAUCUUCGAAUCAUGACAAGCCGAGGAAGUUUUAAAUCCGCACGAAUGAACUUCAAAGUUCAAAAUGAACAACUAGAAAGUAAAGGUACGAAGCCAACCCGUGAAGAAUCCUCAAUCCUAGAAGUUUUUGUGUUGAUGAUUGUGCAUAUAUGUAAAAAGAUUCUAUUCUUUGACACCAAUUUAAAAAUAGCCAUUUACUUAGGUGCUCUGUUUUUACUAUCUAUCAUUGCGGAUGUAAUAACAUUUCCGAAAACAUACUUUUCGAGAAGUGACAAUGUUUUUAAUCAAUAUUUUGUGAAGAUUGGAUGGUUUUGGACUCUAUUUAUGACAUUACCUUAUGUUUUCCUGACGUCAUACACAACAUGCUGUGGGAAAAAAAGAAUAAUAGGCAUGGGUCAUUUGUCAAGAUUACUUGUUGCUACUGUGUUUUGGUACACAUGGACAACUGUUUUCAAUAUAAUAGAAACAAAUUAUGGACGUUGUAAUACUAAAUUAUAUGACAACAAAAUAAUGUGUCUAAAGAAUGGACAUUUUUGGAAUGGGUUUGAUUUAUCUGGGCAUUGUUUUAUUCUAAUAUAUUCAAGUUUAGUUAUGAUAGAAGAAGCUAAGGCUAUCAAUGGUUGGGAAAGGAUAAAAGACUACAUAAGAGAUGAGAAGUAUGCUCGUAGUAUUGAUGACAAGUCUGCCAGCAUAAAUCCUUUGAAAAACAUCACAAGCGAUGAACUAAGUGUAUUGAAAGUAUCAUAUGAGAAUUACACACCAUAUGUAAGGGCAUUUUUAAUAGGUAUUGCUUUGCUGCAAUUGUUGUGGGAUGUUAUGUUAGUUUCAACAAUAUUAUACUAUCAUAUAAUGGUGGAAAAGUUCAUCAGUGGUGUUAUAGCAAUACUCACUUGGUUUGUUACCUAUAGAGUAUGGUAUACCAUACCAAAUAUUUUUCCCAAUCUGCCAGGAGAAGGCAUAUUUAAAUACAAUAAUAGGAGUAAACCUGUGUCCACUACACCCACCUAUAGAAAAAAGAGUUCUACAAAUGGUAAACAUUUUAUGGGAAUGCCAAUUAAUGCUAAUCAAGACUCGGAAAAUAGUAAAGAAGAAACUAAAUAGAUUCAUAAGACAUAUUUUUUUAAAGGUUGGGUUGGGGUUGGGUUUUUAGUAUAAAAAUGGGGUUUCUGUUUUUAAUUUAUUUAGUAAAUUUUAUGGUUUCUAAUUUAAAGAUAUAAUUAGGGAUGUUUGUUAAGCUGUUGUGCAUUUUGUUUACCUAUUUAUUUUAAUAGUAAUAGAUGUAAGCUAAACUUAUUAGUAAAACUUUAUUUAUAACCAUUUGGCAAUUUGCAUUUUAUGGUCUAAUUUAUUUAUUUAUUUAUUAUUUAUUUAUGUUGCAUCUGAUUUUUGUUCAAAUUCAAUCACGAAGUCUUUGCAUAUUAAUGGCAUUAAUAUCAUGUACUUAUAAAAUAAAAAUAUUGAUGAAAAAAAGCAAAAUCAUGUUAUAACUUUAUUAAAUAUCUAACAAAGGUAAA